CCCUCGCAGGAAGCACAGUGCCGCGGCCGACCUGCCUGCCACUCUCCACUCUUUAUUUUCUACUCCCGAGUCCCGACCGAUCUGAACUGCUUCACGACCUCAAUACGACCCUGUGACCUUCAUCACCUCGAAAAUUAAUUAUAUUGAGUUAAUUAUAUAUUUACUUUAAUGUCGGGAGAUUAAAUAUACUUUGAAGAGGAUUCAUGACGCUGAAGAUAUAAAGAAGCACCGCAAGACGAAUGACGAACAUGUCUGCACCGUCUUCUAAUAUUGCAUUAGAUAAGUUGCAAUCGCUAGAGAGGGUAUUAAUACGCGAGAGGGCCGAGGGCUUCACCAACUGCAAGUACGUGGUGAUGGGAGCUGGUGAUGAGGUGCUGCUGUACGCCAAGGAGGACUCCAGCUUCCUCAACAACGUGCUGGCUGGCAGGACUCGAGCUUUCCAGAUAGACCUCUUCGAUACACACGACGAGGAAGUGAUCAAGCUGCGUCGACCGUACACUGUGGGCGCAGACAAGAUGGACGUGUGUGUGCGAGGCGCGACGGCGGCCGUUGUGCGCAAGGAGAUGACCUUCUUCAAGCCGGUGCUGACCAUCAACGACGCGCACGACCACCCCGUCAUCAGAGUCAAGGGACCCGUCUCCACCACCGCACAUUGUGAUUUUGAGCUGUUCCAGCGAGACAAGAGACGCAUCGGCGCCAUCAGCAAGCGGUGGUCGGGGAUGACGCGUGCGCCCGCCGACCUGGAGUGCUUCCUGGUGAGCUUCCCCGGCGACCUCGACGUGCGAUACAAGGCUGCUCUCAUAGGGACCUGCUUCCUCAUAGAUAUUUUAUUCUACGAGAAUUAAAACGGAGAAUGUUUUAGAUUUUCUGUUUGGCUCAACGCCAUCUAGCGUUGAGUAGCGGAACUUCUUUCACUAUUAUCCCCUUCAACCGCAAGUAUAUUUUUAACUACAUGCUUCAACACGUCUACAACUUACUACGUUUUUCUUGAAUUGCUGCAGACGCUGUGGACUGUUCGCUGUACUUUCUAGAUGGCAGUGAAACAUAACCUAAUUAUUGCUUGUUAAAAUUAAAACGCGGCUAUGAUAGGUAGGUAUAUUGUAAAAUGUAAACAAAGUCAACAUACCUACUCAUUACUUUAUAUCUCGGGCCAAUAUUAAUUAUAUUGUUGUUGUUAUUAGUGGAUUGUGUUAUGUAAUGUAUAUGUUAUUUGAGUUCAGAUUUCAUUUUGCUAUUAGUUUUGAAUAGGUACAAUAUAACACAUUAUAUUUAUGAAUGUACAUUUUAAAAUAUGUAACUGAUACUUAUUGUUGAUUUUUGUGAGCAUAAUCUUUAAAUUAUAAGGACGUAAGUAUUAUGAUUUUAUUCUGAGUUCACUGUGUUUUGUUGGUAUUUUUUUUAAAGUAUGCUGUGUACGCUUACUAAGAUUCAGAUAAUGUUACGUAAGAUGAAGAACGAAAUAGUCUUUAAUCAUAAAGUUCAGUUUCAAGUAUUCCUUGUCGGUACGGUUCUAAGGUCCGUAUACCAGACUCAUCAAUAGUCACGCACGUCAAAAAAAAAGACAACUAUGGUAUGGUAUGGUUCUAAAUGGCUACGAAUCAAUUAGAGCCGAUCUUAUUCCUAGCCAACAGAUAUGUUUGAAGCAAGAAGCAAUCAUAUAUUAUAUUGUGAACUUAUAAUGUCAUUCAUAAUAUCAAAAUCAUGGUCGUUGACACGAGACAUUCUCGCCGAGUGGUGAUAGUAAAAAUACAAUGUUUGAUACAGGGGUGACAUAAUAGAUCGCCAUUUAAACUUUAAAGAGAUGUAUAAUUGCACGGUUUUUGCUUUCGGGUACUAUUCAAAGAAAAUUGCAAAUAACAUUGGAAAAAGUGUUCUCUUUUCUCACCGUAUAAGUAAAGCAUUAAUUUAAUAAUCCAAAAAUUUAAAUUGAAAGCGUUGAAUUGUUCAAUCAUUACUUGAUGAACAAAAAAAGCUUUUACGAAUAAUUGUCCGUUGAAAAAAACACUGGUAUACAUGUGCAAUGGAGUACGUAACCAAUACGCGUACAAAUUUGGAUUCUCAAUGUCGUCACUCAUGAAUCAUGAUCGACUGAUUAAUCAUUAAACCCAUCGUACGAUCGUUGUCUGUGCUCUGUGCUAAGUUACUAUAAUAGUAAUAGUUAGGUCACUUCUGAAGAAAUCUGUAUGUCUGUAUGUAUCGCACGAUGAGAACGCAUCGUCUAAUCAUGGCUAAUUAGGACGACGCCUAAGGCCCCGUAUCCACCAAUGCGGAGAGGAGAGGAGACGAGAGGAAAAAACCGCUACCUCCGGUUAGGUGGAUACCGGGCCCAAUAGUUCGAUGUAUCGCUAUUACUGUUAUUAAAUAAUAUAAUUUU
Molecule: messenger RNA, 2374 nt
Organism: Leptidea sinapis
Lineage: Eukaryota; Metazoa; Arthropoda; Insecta; Lepidoptera; Pieridae
Product: phospholipid scramblase 3-like
Exons: 6
Coding region: 240-845 (201 amino acids)
Biological process (GO): plasma membrane phospholipid scrambling
Cellular component (GO): plasma membrane
Molecular function (GO): phospholipid scramblase activity
Source: RefSeq, a predicted model, not a curated record